CCUCCUCCCUUUUCGUCGCCGCUCAGUCCCUCCCGUUCCUCCCUCCCUCAUGCUCCCACGUUCCCCUUUGCUGCCUCCGCUGCCGACCGGCUCGCGGCGCACGGCACACUCCCAGUAUGGCGAGCUACCCUAGCCGGUUCGUUGUUUGCUUUUGCGUUGCCACGUUCUGCUUUGCUUUGCUUUUGCCUUGCCUCAUGGCAUUUUUCAUUUUAGAAAGAAGGGAGGGAAACUCGUGUCGAGACCUGAUUAAGGUUAAGUCGAGUUGCGUCGCGUUUGUUUGCUUGCUUUUGUUUCAAUGGAUGAAUGGAUGGAUGCCCGCGAUCGUGCGGCUCCCUCGCGUCAUCUUGCUUCCGCUUCAAGUUUACUUGUUUGUGCAUGCGAGUCGAGGGGAACCUUGAGCUUGAGCUGAGCUUGAGCACGGUUCUCUAAGCGCAACAGCUGA
This is a messenger RNA of Hyaloscypha bicolor E, 442 nucleotides long. RefSeq lists its product as uncharacterized. Bases 117 to 398 code for a protein of 93 amino acids. The transcript has a single exon. The record is from RefSeq and is a predicted model, not a curated record. NCBI's taxonomy places the organism in Eukaryota, Fungi, Ascomycota, Leotiomycetes, Helotiales, Hyaloscyphaceae.